Molecule: messenger RNA, 3969 nt
Organism: Stylonychia lemnae
Lineage: Eukaryota; Ciliophora; Spirotrichea; Sporadotrichida; Oxytrichidae
Source: the annotation of a GenBank genome assembly
AUGCAUAGUGUAGUUAAAACAUGGGAAAACCGUGACGCUUUAAAUCAGGCUCAGGAGGAGGAGAAGGAUAAGAAUUUUGACGAUGAUGAUAAUGACAUUAUGAGUCAUCUGAACUAUAGAAAGCUAGAGGAGAUCAAGAAAGAUUUCAUGAAAAAUGAAGAUUAAGGACUCUCAAUUGAGCAAUUUAUUAAGGUUAUGCUGCAUCACCUUCCCGAAACAAAAGACAAAGCUGGUCUUUGCAAAAAUUUGAUAGAGCUUUUCAGGCAAAUUGAUGUUAAUAAUGACUAAACUUUGGAGUGGGAGGAAUUCACGAAUCAUAUUAUUGAACUAGGUAUGGUACGGAAGGAUAGGACUUUCAUAGAUGCAAUAAAGAGUUAUUAUGCAAGUGACAUCAAGGAUACAGAAAAGCAUGAUACUGAAGUAGAGCAUAUGUACUAUAUUGAGAAGUUAAGACACUUGCUUGUAAUGGAAAGAGAUAGUAAAAGAUUCAAAGUCUACAACGCAAGGACCGGUAAAUGGAUCUAAAAUGUUCCAGAAAAAAAUGCUGGUAGCGGAGGUGCAGUUAUUGCAGCAGACUAUAUUGAAAUGAACAACAUUAAAUUUGUCGCUACUACAUCAAACAAUAACUCAAUAAACUUCUGGGAUAGUAAUAACUAUAUUUUCAGAGAAAGAUUAAAUACAUCUGAAAUCUAAAUGACAAGUAAUUUUUUUACUAUUGUUAUAACUCUUUUAGUCAAGUGGUGCGGAGAACCCUUCAAUAGACUAUUUACAGGAGGUUGCGAUGCAGUCAUUCACGCUUAUGAUGUUCAAAAACUGAAAGAAAUAGGAGUAAAGGAUGGCUGGAAUCCAUUAAAAAAAGAUAAAAUAGGUCAUGAUGGCCCAAUUAUGGAUUUACUUCCUAUUCCAGGAUAGCAAAUUCUGGCUUCUGCUGGUCUUGAUGCCUAAAUUUGUCUUUGGUCUUUGAAAGAUUUAGAGCCAAAACACAGUUUAGUUGGUCAUUAGCUAGGUAUUUACUCAUUAGAUUGGUAUGAUGAGCAACAUCUAUUGCUUAGUGCAGGUUUGGAUCACGAUAUUUACAUAUGGAACCCUUACGUAAAGAAGAAGAUUUUCUUAUUGAAAGGUCAUAAUCAUUCACUAGUAGGAGUUAAAUGGCUUCCUAAAUCAAAUCAGAUUAUUUCUGCUGAUAUUUCAGGUAUGUUCAGAAUUUGGGAUAUCAGAACAUUCACAACAGUGUAAACAUUCAACUGUCCCUUAAAUGAGAUCAGUUGUUUCGCUGUCACAUGGCCCCCAAAAAGAAUUGUGGCAGGAGGAAGAAGAUUAGUCUUCUAUGACUAUGAUGAACCAACAGACCAUCAUUUGGCUGAUGAUUAGGCUUGCUUAUGUGUACUUUAUAAUCCUGUAUUUUAUACAUUCAUUACUGCCCAUCCCAAAUGCAUCAAAGUAUGGGAUGCAACUAAUGGAGAAUUGCAAAGUGUUUUUAGAGAUUUAACUACAAAAGAAAUCACUUGCAUUGCUUUAGAUGAAAGAAAAAGAAAGCUUUUUGUCGGAGAUUAGAAAGGUAGACUUUUUUCUAUAAACAUCAAGAAUGGAGCUAAAAUGAAGAAGUUUAAGAAAUCAAAGAAAAAUAAAAAAGAUAAAGAUGAUAUAAGUUGUCUCUACUAUUGGGGUGAUAAGAGAAAUAUUUUGAUAUCAGCUUCAUGGGAUGGAAAAGUGAGACUUUACGAUGACAGUACUAGUGAGUAAGAAGGCACAAAGAGAUACACAAUGAAGAAACAUAAAGAUAGUGUGAACUUCAUCGAUUUCAAGCCUUCUCAUUAAUUAUGUGCCUCAUGUUCUGAUGAUGGAACUGUAGUUAUCUACAACUAUGGCUCCUAUAGAUAAGAGGGCAUAUUAAAGAGUCCGAUCGACCCGAAUGAUCCAACAGCUCACCUAGCUGAAGUUAAAGUGUGCAAGUUCCUCAUACCUCAUGACUGCUUAGUCUCAGCAGAUUUAGAUGGCUUCUUGCAUUUCUGGGCAGUUACACCUAAUCCUCGUAAAAACGACCAUCUCUGUAGAGUUAAGGAUGACAAUACUUCUUAAGUUGGCACUCUUGUAAACUACCCUAUCAGAGCAAUGGAUUUUAGUCCUAAAGAUAAUAUUCUUUUUACAGGAGAUGAGAUGGGAUACAUGCAGAAAUGGGAUUUAAAUCAACUUCUAAGAAAACUUGAUGAAGUCUAGAAAAGAGAAUAAAAGGCCGCUUCUUUUAAGGGAGAUGGUUCAGAUGAACCAAUAUCAUAAAUUUAAUAAACUAAGAAGACUUUUUCAGAUAUUGGCUCUACUUUCGUGACUGGUGUAGAUGCAGGUGGCACAGGAUCAUUGAAAGGAAAGAUAGAAUUUAAUGACUUAGAUGUGAAAAUGCUUAACAGAUGGAGUGCUCAUACAGACUGCAUUAAUUGGAUCAGUUAUGUUCAUGAACUUGACUGUAUCGCGUCCUGCUCCUUUGAUUGCAAUGUAUAUAUUUGGAACACAGACUGCCAAAAGAUUGGUUCACUAGUCCUUGGCAGUGAAAAGCUAUGGAGAAUUAAUAUUGAUAAGAGAGUUCGUAAUGAUGAAGAGAGAAGAGAAGCAGAAGAUAUGCUUGGUACAGUAGCAGAUAUUGACUAUGAAAGAAUGUUCAUGAAAUAAAAGAAAGAUGGUGGUAAGGAAAGACCUUUGAUGCAAGCAUUAAAGUCUGAACACUAGGUUGAAAUCAUGGCUGAGGAGAAGAAGUUCGAGAAUCUAACUGAGGAGGAACAAAAUAAAUUGAUCCUUGGUACAAGCGUAUUCUUCCUGAUUCAAGUACAAUCUUAUCAGGUAUAUUUAACUCAUUUAGACAAUAUAGUACCAAAGGACCAACAACAUUAAUAAAGUGUUCUUGAUUAAAGCAUGGGUAUAAAUAAGCCUGGAGAGUGCCUGAUUUUUUGCUAUGGCCUCUUAUCAAGUUAUUUACAUCUUUAAAGGAUACCUCCUUAAAUUACCAAAGCAGGAAGAUAGAUAACUUAGAUAGCAAUUGGAGAAGCGCAUUGUAUCAUGCUUUUGGCUGAUGGGUAGCUGCUUGGUGUAGGAUCGAAUGAAUUCGGAUAAUUAGGUUUUUCAAUGAGUUAAGCAGAGGAUGAUUAUUCCAUUUUUGUUGAGCAACUGAGAUUAUUGAAUAUUAAAGGUUUGAAUUUAACUGGCAAGAAGAACAAUGAUGUAUUUGAAUCGCAAUAAUUAAACUAAAUAUAGUAUGUCGAGUAAAUAGUAGCUGGAAAAAAUCAUAAUGUUUUGCUCGUCAGAUAAGCUAAAUCUCAAGAAAGAAAAAUUUUAGCAUUUGGAUUAGAAAACGGAAUUGGAAUCGAUGGCGUUACUACAACAAAUAUUCCAGUUGAAAUUGUUAUCCCUAAAAUGAUGAAGAACUAUGAGGAUCUGCAGUUCAUUUAUUCGAGAUAUAAUUCGAAUAUAGCUGUUGCCUUAGGGAAAAGGCAUGGCUUAGUUUUAACAGAAGAAUUAGGAUUAUAUGGCUGGGGAGAUGGAACCUAUGGUGAAUUAGGAGCGUUAGAGGAUUUGCCAGUGGAAUUUCCCAUUCAAUUGCCAUUUUUCGAAAGGAUGGCUAUUAGUAGAAUUUCUUGUGGCGCAAGACAUUCAUUAGCUCUAGAUUCUUAAGGAAAUAUAUAUGCAAUGGGAGAUAAUAGUGAAGAUUAAUGUGCAAUUUCAGGCAGAAGAGCUAACGCUCCAGAGAAAAUCCUAAAAGAUUUUAAAGUAAGGGAAAUAUAUUCAGGUGAAUCGCACAAUGUAGCUAUGUCAGAUGAUCGAGUAAUGUUUAACUGGGGAGGAUGCGUAAUCAACAGUAGUUGGGUCAAUUAAAAUUCAAAUGAGUCGAAGUUAAAGUUAAUGGAGGAUUUAUAAAGAAGGAAUAUAUCGUUGGUUGAUUUAUCUUACUCCAAUACAAUUAUUAUAUCUGCUUAAUAAUGA